AUGGCGUUGCGCUCAGGUGCCUCCUUUGCUUUCAACUGGGGCAACCGCUCUGCACCCGCGCCCCCAUCUCCCUCACGAACCAUCUAUCUCGACUCAACAUUGUCAGAAUGGAAGGGUAAAGACGCCAUUCGAGUUGACGUGUACGAACCGUCGGCCGACACGCAGCCAAGUAAAGCCCGUGCUGCCGCCGAUCCUGUCAAGCGUGUUGGUGUCAUCAACCUCACGGCGGCGGCUUCAUACUCGGCUCGGGCACAGAUGAUGCCCGCUGGGCCUGCGCCGUGGUCGAGUCUCUCGACGCCGUUGUCUUCUCCGUUAACUACCGGCUGGCCCCCGGCUACCCAUUUCCUACCCCUGUUGAAGAUACUCUCGACUCUAUUCUUCAGAUUUAUGCACGUGCGGGAGAAUUCAACGUCGAUUCUAACCGUCUCCUCCUUUCCGGCUUCUCAGCAGGCGGCACCCUCUCACUGGCCGCGUGGGUUAUCCUUCAAGACCCUUCUCGCUGGGGAUCUUUUUGACGCUUCGUAUAUCCAUCCUGCCAUCCCCUACGACAACCGCGACGACCCCCGCCUCAGCCCCGGUCUCAUGCCGCUCGAGUACAUGGAGCGACUGCCGCCAGUACACCUUUGCCUUUGCGAGAUGGACAUGCUCCUCACUGAAGGCCUCAAGUUUGCCGAUAAUCUGCGAGAAGCAGGUGUCACAGUCACCUCGAGGGUCGUGCUGGGAGAGAAGCACGCGUGGGACAAGCCACCCCCAUUCGCGCCCAAAGCGAGCGUCUCCGUGGAAUACCAGGCGGCCAUCGUUGCCAUGCGACACUGGCUCAGCGACGACGGAGCCAAGUUGACGCAGGCGGCUGUUGGGGCUGUCAACGAUCAGACUCAGGUAGCAGACGGCGCGCCACUAGACACGAGAUCAAGAGUAGAAAGGGGCGGUAUUCUGGUAAUAAUUUAA
This is a messenger RNA of Verticillium alfalfae VaMs.102, 948 nucleotides long. RefSeq names its product alpha/beta hydrolase fold-3 domain-containing protein. Bases 1 to 948 code for a protein of 315 amino acids. The transcript has 3 exons. Gene Ontology annotation, molecular function: hydrolase activity. The record is from RefSeq and is a predicted model, not a curated record. NCBI's taxonomy places the organism in Eukaryota, Fungi, Ascomycota, Sordariomycetes, Glomerellales, Plectosphaerellaceae.